CCUCACACCCACCCUUGUCUUAGCAAAGGUGUUGUUCUUUUCCUUUUAACUCAAAGCCUUCAGGUGAAAAUAAAGCAGCAGCAGCAACAGAAAAAAAAAUCUAGUCUUUUUUAGGGUUAACAUCAGAAGCGAAGCUGUGCUGCUUUGGCCAAUCAGAUGCGCCCCUGCCAGCUAUAAUAUAGUACUGAAGACAGCCUCUCGCACAGCUCUCCAGGCUUGCUACCAUUUAAAAUCAGACUCUUUUUGUCUUUUGAUUGCUGUCUCCCGCCCCAACUCAGAUGUGCUCCGUUAUCAGCGACCAGCAGCCUGCCGCUCCAGCCCCCGUCUGGGUGGGGAUCGGCAGAGAGUCCCCGGCACGGGUGGCGGGCAGGGUGCUAUAGAAAGAGAAAGAGCGAGGCAGAGAGCGAGCAAGGGAGCCAGCAGCGAGCCCAGCGAGGAAGGGAGGGCGCACAGGCACACACACUCGCGCACUCGCGCACACAGACCUGCACGGGGACGGCUUGGAAGUCACUGGGUUCCAUGGACGAGAUGCUGCUGCUGGCGAGAUGUCUGCUGGUGCUGCUGGUCUCCUCGCUGCUGAUGUGCUCCGGGCUGGCGUGCGGACCGGGCAGGGGGUUUGGGAAGAGGCGGCACCCCAAAAAGCUGACCCCUUUAGCCUACAAGCAGUUCAUCCCCAACGUGGCCGAGAAGACCCUGGGGGCCAGUGGAAGAUACGAGGGGAAGAUCUCGAGAAACUCAGAGCGAUUUAAGGAACUCACCCCCAACUACAACCCCGACAUCAUAUUUAAGGACGAGGAGAACACGGGAGCCGACCGCCUGAUGACUCAGAGGUGUAAAGACAAGUUAAAUGCUUUGGCCAUCUCAGUGAUGAACCAGUGGCCAGGAGUGAAGCUUCGGGUGACCGAGGGCUGGGACGAGGACGGCCACCACUCUGAAGAGUCACUGCACUACGAGGGCCGCGCCGUGGACAUCACCACGUCCGACCGGGACCGCAGCAAGUACGGCAUGCUGGCGCGCCUGGCCGUGGAGGCGGGCUUCGACUGGGUGUACUACGAAUCCAAAGCACACAUCCACUGCUCUGUGAAAGCAGAGAACUCGGUGGCGGCCAAAUCCGGCGGCUGCUUCCCGGGCACCGCCACUGUGCACCUCGAGCAGGGCGGCACCAAGCUGGUGAAGGACCUGCGUCCCGGGGACCGCGUGCUGGCGGCCGACGACCGGGGCCAGCUGCUCUACAGCGACUUCCUCACUUUCCUGGACCGCGACGACGGCGCCAAGAAAGUUUUCUACGUGAUCGAGACGCGGGAGCCACGCGAGCGCCUGCUGCUCACCGCUGCGCACCUGCUCUUUGUCGCGCCGCACAACGACUCGGGCGCAGGUCGGCCGCCGGGGGGCGCGCCGGGGCGCCGGGCGCUCUUCGCCAGCCGCGUGCGGCCGGGCCAGCGCGUGUACGUGGUGGCGGAGCGCGGCGGGGACCGCCGGCUCCUGCCCGCCGCCGUGCACAGCGUGACCCUACGCGAGGAGGCCACGGGCGCCUACGCGCCGCUCACGGCGCAGGGCACGAUCCUCAUCAACCGGGUGCUGGCGUCGUGCUACGCGGUCAUCGAGGAGCACAACUGGGCGCACAGGGCCUUCGCGCCCUUCCGCCUGGCGCACGCGCUGCUGGCCGCGCUGGCGCCCGUGCGCACGCUCCGUGGCGGCGACGGCGACGGCGGGGGCGGCGGCCGCGUCCCCCAGCCCGAGCCGGGGGCGCCAGGGGCCGCGCACGCGCGGGGGGCUGCGGGCAUCCACUGGUACUCGCGGCUGCUCUACCAAAUAGGCACCUGGCUGCUGGACAGCGAGGCCCUGCACCCGCUGGGCAUGGCGGUCAAGUCCAGCUGAAGG
Molecule: messenger RNA, 1881 nt
Organism: Myotis myotis
Lineage: Eukaryota; Metazoa; Chordata; Mammalia; Chiroptera; Vespertilionidae
Gene: SHH
Product: sonic hedgehog signaling molecule
Exons: 3
Coding region: 520-1878 (452 amino acids)
Biological process (GO): cell fate specification; cell-cell signaling; regulation of gene expression
Molecular function (GO): patched binding; calcium ion binding
Source: RefSeq, a predicted model, not a curated record